This is a messenger RNA of Mangifera indica (mango), 1808 nucleotides long. RefSeq names its product interferon-related developmental regulator 1-like. The transcript is spliced from 13 exons. The record is from RefSeq and is a predicted model, not a curated record. Bases 270 to 1592 code for a protein of 440 amino acids. NCBI's taxonomy places the organism in Eukaryota, Viridiplantae, Streptophyta, Magnoliopsida, Sapindales, Anacardiaceae.
AUUCCUUUUCUCCCACAACCUCACCUGUGAUUUCAUAUUUCUAACUUUAAGCCUCCCAUUUUUUCUUCAGCCUUCCUUUCUUUAGUUCAGUAAAUCCUUCAACAUUUUAAUGGCUGCAUCGUCAUUCAACUCACUUUUGUUGUGUUCUUUGAUUUCAAUUAAUCUUGGUUCUGUCUUGUUUUGGAAAAAUUUUCAUUCUCAGUUUAGCAGUAGUCAACGUUGUAACUUUUUCUGCCAACAAAACUAGCUAGGAAUAACCAGCCGCCACCAUGGGAAAGCGUAAUACACGGCGUAAAAAUGCAGCGAUGUUAGAUAGCGAAGACGAUAAUAGUAGUGUUAGUUCGACGUCAACGAUGAGGUCUGAUUAUAUGUCGGUGUCUGGUACUGAAGAAGUUCAGCUUGAGAAAGAUAGUUUGUUAGAUGAAGCUUUGGAUGCUUUAUACGAGAAAAGGGGCUCCACAAGAGAGAAAGCUUUGGCCUCCAUUAUUGAGGCUUUCAAUAACAGCUUGCAGCAUCAGUUUGUUGAAAAGAAAUUCGCCACUUUACUUCAUCAGUGCCUGGGUUCCAUAAAACGGGGCUCCAGCAGGGAGAUAGCUUUAGCAUCUCAGGCCAUUGGCUUGUUGGCUUUGACUGUUGGCUUUGGCGACAAUGCGCGGGAAAUAUUGGAUGAAUCAGUCACUCCAAUUUCACAGGCUCUAAAGGCAGGGUCUGAGUCCUUGAAGACAGUAGCGCUGCUCGAGUGUUUGGCUAUCAUAACAUUUGUUGGUGGAAAUGAUCUAGAGGAAACAGAAAGAUCAAUGGAAAUUAUGUGGCAACUUGUUCAUCCAAAGCUGGGUUCUAAUGUUGUCUCAGUCAAACCUUCGGCAACUGUUAUAACAGCAAUGGUGUCUGCUUGGUCAUUUCUUCUUGCAACAUUGGAUGACCGGAAACUUGAUCCUAAACACUGGCAGCAGUCUAUUUCAUAUUUUUCUAGCCUGCUUGACAAAAAUGACCGAUCUGUACGCAUUGCUGCUGGUGAAGCACUGGCAUUAAUUUUUGAGAUUGGAAGCCUGGAGAAGUUCUCUGCUGAAGCUAAUGGUUCUAAUGGUGGCUCUCAAGAAGGAUAUACUCAUGUACAAGGAUUGAAAGGAAAGAUACUCAAUCAGGUCAGAAACCUGUCUAUAGAAGCAGGCGGUAAAGGGUCUGCUAAGAAAGAUCUUAACAACCAGCGGAACUUGUUCAAGGAUAUCUUAGAGUUUCUUGAGGAUGGAUAUUGUCCUGAAACCUCAAUGAAGAUUGGUGGCGAAUCACUUAAGACAUCAACCUGGUCUCAAAUGAUACAGUUGAACUUCUUAAAGCACUUUCUCGGGGGUGGCUUCAUUAAGCACAUGCAGGAAAAUGAAUUUCUUCAUGACGUCCUUGGAUUCACUCCUAAGCGAAAGUAUCUUCCAAGCAAUGAGCACGGAAUAUCUAGUAGUGAAAAGAGGAUGUAUAGGUCACCAAAUUCUGUAGUCAACAAAGCAAGGACACAAUUACUGAACAAGCAGCGAAUGCUUUCUGAGGGUAGGAAUGUAGGACACUAUGCCAUCACUUUGGGCAACGAAGAGAUCUAGUGUCUCCACCUCCUGCAAUCAUAUUGUGGGCUCAUGUUAUCAGAUAUUACAUGAAAGUUUAUUAUCAUUGCAUGGAUAAAAUCUUUUUGGUUAAGUUGCUGGUGGCACUAAAUACACUGGUUGAUCGUACUUGUAAUUCUUUACAUUUGUGGUUUCUUCAUUUUGUUAAUUUAAGCCACCAAUAAUUAAACUUUAUUAUAAAAAAAUAUUAAAAUA